Messenger RNA from Sinocyclocheilus rhinocerous, 2528 nucleotides. Its product is annotated as kelch domain-containing protein 8B-like. Gene Ontology annotation, molecular function: protein binding. Bases 1214 to 2293 code for a protein of 359 amino acids. The record is from RefSeq and is a predicted model, not a curated record. The transcript is spliced from 7 exons. Lineage: Eukaryota; Metazoa; Chordata; Actinopteri; Cypriniformes; Cyprinidae. Gene Ontology annotation, cellular component: cellularization cleavage furrow; intercellular bridge; midbody. Gene Ontology annotation, biological process: nuclear chromosome segregation; mitotic nuclear division; mitotic cytokinetic process.
ACCGCUGGCAGAACGCUACAGUCUCCGGUGUGAGAAGCGCGUCGAGAUGAUCAUCUGACUGAAGUUUGAAGAAGCUCGCUCUUAUUCACUGACUUUGGGGGAUUCGCUCGAGCAGAACAAAACAAGAAGGAGCUGAUGUUUAUCCCACGGAUCUACUGGACAGCACAUACACGUGACAACAUCAUCUCCCACAAAUCCCAGGAGACUCUUCCUUCUAUGUGGAUUAAAGUCUAUAUCAGGGAAACUAGAGCUUAAACGACUGGGAUUUUUCCCAUGUUCUGUAGGAAAUGAGACUUUGGCAUCUGUCUUUUCUCUCUACAUGGACGAAAAGCCAAGGAAAGUGUACUAAAAGCUGACCGACAGGAUUAAGUUAACUUACAAAACUUACAAAAAACCCAAAGAAGAGCCUGAUGGUGUCAUAUGAUAUGACUAAUUGUACUCAGUCAGAGCGCCCAGCUGCAGCACUUUGACUCCUGAUGAAACUGAUGUUUUUCUGCAUAAUUCGUAGUCAGUUUGGAGCCGUUAGCCCUGCCGCACUGUGUGUCAUAGCAUGUGGCUUGGGCUCAACAUCCACAGCAUCUUAAUUACACAGCCGAACCGAUUUAGACCACGGAGGAAACAUCACUACAUCUGGAGAUAUGCUGCCAUGUAGAGGGAUGCACAAAGCUGGAGACAUCUGAUCUGCUUUCCUCACAUUUUUGGUUCUCUUUACCUAUGCGAUUACCCAAAAGAAGCCCAAGAGAUCCCGCUCUCUCUCACUCAUGCACCUACGGCAGCCAUGAGGGUUGCACCAACACAUUUGGCUGGACUACAGAGCAGCGUUCCACGUGGAUAAAUUAGUUUAUUUCGUGUCGGGGUUACACAUUCUUGCCAUAUUUUUUUUACAACUGCACGGCUCGUGGAAGACGACAAGAAAGACUUAAAAGGGCCUGAUGCACCUUUUAAAGGCAGCAACAAAAAUGAGUAAAUUAUCAAGAGGGAGUGAGGGCUAGUUCUUCACAGACAGCGCUGAAGGAAACGCUCAACUCCCUCCACCUGCCGGCUCCGAGCGAACGAGAGCUAGAACUGAGGUCUCUGGCAGACUGGCAGUUGCAUCCUCUCCUGCUCUCUAGCCUGGUGGUUUGUUGAUGCAUAUGACUUGAUUUUCACGUUCCUCAGCCCUCCCCCUCUGUGCCCGUAUAAUGCUCUGUUGCCGGCGUGCCGUCCUGGAGCCAUGCCCAUCCCCGAGAUGGCUUUGAGCCCGGUGAAGUCUCUGUACUGGGAGGUGUUCCCCUCCAUGGCCACGCAGCGGGUGUACUGCACGCCCGUGCUCUGGGCCGGGCGCCUCUACGUGCUGGGGGGCUGCAGUGAGAACGGCCUUCCUCUGGACUCUGUUGAGGUGCUGGAUCUGGAGAGCCAGCGCUGGUGCGAGCUGCCCCCUCUCCUCACCGCUCGGGCUGGGGCAUCCGCCGUGGCCGUCGGAGACCAGCUGAUGGUCAUGGGAGGCAUGGACGCGCAGCAGAGCCCGCUGGCCUCAGUGGAAGUAUAUCACCCUGAUGAGGGCAAGUGGGAGAGGAAGACGGGACUGGGGCAGCCCUCUAUGGGCAUCACCAUGCUGGAGAACGAUGGCAAGGUAUAUGCACUGGGUGGGAUGGGAGCCGACACGACUCCUCAGGCCUCAGUGAGGCUGUAUGAGCCGACAAAGGACCAGUGGCUGCCCCACACCUCCAUGCCCACCCCGCGCUACGGAGCCUUCUCCUUCCUGCGCGGUAGCAAGAUCUAUGUUCUGGGUGGGCGUCAGGGCAAGCUGCCAGUGACCGCAUUCGAGGCCUUCGACCUUGAGAUGAAGAGUUGGACGCGGUAUCCGUGCAUCCCCAGCCGCAGAGCGUUCUCCUCAUGUGCUGCCAGCGACAGGGCUUUUUUCAGCCUGGGGGGUCUUCAGCAGCCUGGACCCCACAACUUUUACUCCAGACCUCACUUCGUCUCCACUGUAGAGGAAUUUGAUUGUGAGCAGGGUGUGUGGUUGAAAGCCACGCGGAGCUGUCGCAUGAGAGAGAAGCGGGCAGACUUCGUAGCUGGCUGUCUCGGUGGACGGAUCAUCGCUGCGGGGGGACUCGGUAACCAGCCAUCCCCACUGGCAUCAGUGGAGAGUUAUAACCAGCUGAAGAGGAGAUGGGAACCCGUGGCUCCGUUACCCAGCCCUCGCUGCUCCUGUGCCUCCAUUCAGACCCCCAACAUGCUGUUCCUCAUCGGAGGGGUGUCCCAGGGUCCCAGCAACGCCGUGGAAGCCCUCUGUUUGAAAGAGACAGUCUGACACACACAUACACACACUAAUGAACAACUACACAAAUCCUCACAUGCUGUACUUUCCGGAGUGUAAGCUCUGCAAACACACACGAGCAUACUGACGUCAAGUUGACGUGUAUGUCUCCGACAAAUAUUCACAGACUUUCCCCUCAGAGGACGCAUCAGCUUUAUACUUUGAAUAGUGGAGACAAUCUACUGGAGCUUGGACAGCAUUCCACACCCCUGGACAGAAGAGUUUUGGA